GCUCUCCAGCGAAGCGCGCAGGUAAGUGGAGGCUCUUGCAUCUCGACGCGAAUUCGUCUACAGAAGCUCCUUACAGACAUGAAGUGGCAAACGUUCGUGGCGGGAUUGUUCCCGCUGCUGCUGGAGGGAGCGCUGGGAUACUUCGAUCCGGAUUGCGGUGGGAAACAGGUCAUUGUUCAUCUUUUCGAAUGGAAAUGGACAAGCAUCGCCGAAGAAUGCGAGCGAUUCCUCAGCGCGGCUGGCUUCUGCGGCGUUCAGGUGUCGCCGGUGCACGAGCACGUGAUAGUAACCACGGACGCAAUGCGCCCUUGGUGGGAGCGGUACCAACCGGUCAGUUACAAGCUCACGUCCCGAAGCGGAACGGAGGAGGAAUUCAUCGACAUGGUCCAGCGAUGCAACGCCGUCGGAGUGAGGAUCUACGUGGACGCCGUCUUGAACCACAUGGCCGGACUCGGCAGAUCCGGGAUCGGGACUGCCGGCUCCUCCUUCGAUUCCGAUGCCCACGAUUUCCCCGGAGUCCCCUUCACCGUCGCCGAUUUCACCCCCCGUGACAUGUGUCCCUCUCACGACGGGAACGUGAACAACUACGGAGAUCCAAACAACGUGCGGAACUGUUACUUGGUCGGCCUGACCGACUUGUACGGAGCGACAGACUACGUCAGGCAGAAGCAGAUAGAAUAUCUGAAUCGGCUGCUGGAAAUCGGGGUCGCUGGCUUCCGAGUCGACGCCGCCAAGCACAUGUGGCCCGCGGACCUGGAAGCGAUUCAAGGAGGACUCAGCAAACCGGCUUUCUUCUAUCACGAAGUGAUCGACAGGAAUGACGGAGCCGUGAAGGUCGACGAGUACUUCCACCUUGGUCGCGUGACGGAAUUCCGGUAUUGCUCCAAGAUCGCCACGGGCAUCCGGGAUUUCAGCCAGUUGGGGAACUUGAUCGACCUUGGCUGGGGGAUGUGCCCAUCUGACAAGGCCUUCGUCUUCGUCGACAACCACGACAACCAGAGGGGACACGGAGGCGCCGGUGACGUGAUCACCCAUAAGGACCCGUUCCUGUACAAGCUGGCCAUAUCUUACAUGCUUGCCUAUCCGUACGGCUUCACUCGGGUCAUGAGCAGCUACUUCUUCGAAAGCACUGAUGAAGGUCCUCCACACGAUGGAAAUUACAACACCCUGGAUGUCACGAUCAACCCAGAUGGAAGCUGUGGAAACGGAUGGGUGUGCGAGCACAGAUGGGCGCCCAUCACCCGCAUGGUUGCAUUCAGGAACGCUGUGGCAGGGACAGAGUUGGCAAACUUCUUCUUGGAAGGCGAUAACGUGGCCUUCUCUCGAGGGGACAAGGGAUUCUUCGCCAUCGCCAAGUCUGGCUCCAUGGAUAGGACGUUUCAGACCGGGAUGCCGGCGGGGACGUACUGCAACAUAAUCGACGGGUGUGCGUCGCAGGUGACCGUGAACGGUGACGGGAAUGCGCAGAUCCGCAUCACCAAUGCCGAUGAGCCGAUCCUGGCCAUCUGUCAAGGAUGCGAUGGAGACACCUGGCCGACCCCUGACCCGACUGCAACGACGCAGUCGACGGAGCCGACCACCGUGGGACCCACGGAGCCGCCCAUCACGGACGGCAUCCAUCGGACGGUCGUGUUGAUCCACAAGCAGACGAAUCCGGGGCAGGACAUGUUCAUUCGGGGUGGAGUGGGGCACGAUCAACGGCCCGGAUGCGAAGAAGAUGCGGAGACGAGCGAGUGUGCCAUCAGCAUAACGACCAAUUCCCUGGGAGAAACUGCACACUACGAAAAAUACAAUUCCUGGAGGGAAGGGGACACUAAGCUGGAUUGGUAUGGAGUGCAAACUGGACAGGGAACGUUUAAUGGGCAACCGGCAGAUGGAAGCCCUCUCGCCUGGACCUCCCAUCUCACAGCCUCUCCCGGCUAUCAGCCCUUGAACACUUACGGAGAGCAUUACUGGAUGUUGGAUAUGGACAUGGAUUGCUCGGAGACGGAAGAGGGAUGGUUCGAGGUGAAGGCGUACGUCACGAAUGGAGUCGGCUGGGAAACGGAUGUGACUCAGGCAACGAAUUGUUUGGGGUCCGCUGGUGGGUCUGCUCCUUAUGGCUCUCCCAAUCACAUGGGAAAAUGUGGUUACCUCAACGUCUUCAAGUUCUCCAAUCCCAUCUGCACCAUCGAGGUGAUGAAUGCAUGGUAGACGGAGCGACAUUUCCUAUCAAUAAAAUGCGUUCUGUGCACGGAACUAAAAAAUUCCUGAACAGAUGUCUGAACACCUGU
This is a messenger RNA of Darwinula stevensoni, 2273 nucleotides long. NCBI's taxonomy places the organism in Eukaryota, Metazoa, Arthropoda, Ostracoda, Podocopida, Darwinulidae. The record is from the annotation of a GenBank genome assembly.